AUGGGCGCCGGGAGCUCCACCGAGCAGCGGAGCCCGGAGCAGCCGGAGGCGGGGAGCGCGACGCCCGCCGAGCCCGAGCCCAGCGGCGGCGGCUCUGCGGCGGAGGCGGCGCCCGGCACGCCGGGAGACCCGGCCAUCGCCCCUGCGGACCCCGCCACCAAGCUCCUGCAGAAGAAUGGCCAGCUGUCCACCGUCAACAGCUUAGCUGAGCAAGACGAACUCGGCCUCCAGGAGGAAGCCCUGAUUGGCCAAGAGGAGGAAGUGACUGCCACAGAUGUUGGACAAAGAGAAUCUGAAGAUGUGAGUGAAAGGGACUCAGACAAAGAGAUGGCUGCUAACUCAGCGGUGGUUCAGGACAUCACGAAGGAGGGAAAGGAGGAAAUACCUGAGAUGAUGGAACCGAUCCCUGCCUCGGAAAGCAGCGUGGAUGAGCUGAUGCAACCCCCUGAGCCCCAGGCUAAUGACGUGGGAUUUAAGAAGGUGUUCAAGUUUGUCGGCUUCAAAUUCACCGUGAAAAAGGAUAAGACCGAGAAGUCUGACAGCGUGCAGCUCCUCACCGUCAAGAAGGAUGAAAGUGAAGGGGCAGGUGAGUCCGACGGGGCUGGCGACCACCCGGAGCCCAGCCGCGAGCCGGGGGAUGCGACACCCAAAGACGGUGAGCUGAAACAGUCCACCGAGAAACCCGAAGAGGCGCCCCGACGUGAGCAGAGCUCCACGGAAAUCUCCCUUCAGACCGAGUCUGGUCAAGCAGCUGAGGAAGGCAAAGAUGAAGGAGAAGAGAAACAAGAGAAGGAACCCGCCAGACCUGCAGACUCCCCGACUAGUCCCGUGGCCAGCGAAACCGCCUCGCCCUUCAGAAAAUUCUUCACUCAAGGCUGGGCCGGCUGGCGCAAAAAGACCAGCUUCAGGAAGCCCCGGGAGGAGGAGCUGGAGGCUUCCGAGAAGAAAAAGGAACAGGAGCCAGAAAAAGCCGAAGAAAAUGAGAAGAUGGAAGAGUCCUGCGAGCAGCCACCUGCCCAGGAGGCUCCCGAGAGCACCCAGGAUGCCAGGCUGUCAGCCGAGUAUGAAAAAGUGGAGCUGCCCCCUGAAGACCAAGUGCAGGCACCUCCUGAAGAGAAACCAGCCCCGUUAGCAACUGAAGUGUUUGAUGAAAAGGUCGAGAUUGUCGCCGAAGUCCACGUUAGCACUGUAGAGAAGGACCAGGAAGAGCCGAAAACCGAAGCGGAAGAAACAGUGGAGCUCUCGCCGCCCGAAAAGUCGAGCGAGACGAGCACCGACCUUCCAGAAGCCGAGUCGGCCGAGAUGCUGAAGACGGAGGAAGAUGCGGGCGCCCUGAGCCGGGAGCACUCCCAGGCAACCGAGCUCAGCGGGGAGGCAAAAUCGCCGUCCACGCCCCCCGAGGGCACCGUGAGGGAGGCCGAAAUGCUGUCCUCGCAGGAGAGAAUUAGGGUGCAGGGAAGCCCUUUGAAGAAACUGUUCACGAGCACCGGCUUGAAAAAGCUCUCUGGAAAGAAACAGAAAGGGAAACGAGGCGGCGACGAGGAGUCCGGGGAGCAGCCCCCAGCCUCCGUGGAUUCUCCCGACAGUCCAGACGAACCGAAGGGCGGCGAGAGCUCAGCCUCGUCUCCAGAAGAGCCCGAGGAGAUUACCUGUCUGGAGAAAGAGGUGGCCGAGGCCCCGGGCCAGGAGGGGGAGGUGGAAGAAGGGACCACUUCCGACGGGGAGAAGAAGAGGGAAGGUGGUGUCACCCCCUGGGCGUCUUUCAAAAAGAUGGUGACGCCCAAGAAACGCGUGCGAAGGCUCUCUGAAAGCGAUAAGGAGGACGAGGCAGACAAAGUCAAAAGCGCCACCCUGUCCUCCACGGAGAGCGCGGCCUCUGAAGUGCAGGAAGAGGCCAAAGGGAACGGAGAGGAGCCUAAGCCCGAGGAGCCCAAACGCAAGGUCGACACCUCCGUGUCCUGGGAAGCCCUGAUUUGCGUGGGGUCAUCCAAGAAGAGAGCCAGAAAAGCAUCCUCCUCCGAUGAUGAAGCAGGGCCGAAACCUCUCGGAGGGGACAGCCAGAGAGCAGAGGAGGCUGGGAAGGACAAGGAGCCGGGCCCGGAGGCGGCCGCUGCCGGUUCCCAGGACCACGAGCAACCGCCAGGAAGCUCCUCACCCGAGCCGGCCGGCAGCCCGUCCGAAGGGGAGGGCGUCUCCACCUGGGAGACCUUUAAAAGACUGGUCACCUCGAGAAAAAAAUCGAAGUCAAAACUGGAAGAGAGAAGUGAAGACUCUGUAGCUGGGUCUGGCGCAGAACAUGCAGCCUCAGAGGCUGAGCCUGGGAAAGAAGAGUCCUGGGUUUCCAUCCGGAAGUUUAUUCCCGGGCGAAGGAAGAAAAGGCCAGAUGGGAAGCAGGAGCCAGCUGCCGUCGAAGAGGCGGGGCCAGCGGAGGCCAAUGAGGACGAUGCGGACAUCCCAGCCGUGGUCCCUCUGUCUGAAUACGACGCGGUGGAAAGAGAGAAAACCGAAGUCCAGCAAGCCCCCAAGAGCCAGGAGGGACCCGAGCAGAAGCAGGUGGAUGUCGACGUGUCAGAGGAGCUCAGUAAGAGCCUGGUUCACACCGUGUCGGUGGCUGUCGUGGACGGGACAAGGGCCAUUACCAACAUCGAAGAAAGGGCGCCCUCCUGGAUCUCGGCUUCGGUGAUAGAACCGCUGGAACAAGCCGAAGGCGAAGCCACACCACCAAGCGAGGAGGUGCUUGAAAGAGAAGUCGUCGCAGAGGAAACCCCCAUCGUUACCAAAGCACUGCCAGAGGUCCAGGAGGCCGGUGACGACACGAUGGCCAGCGAGGUGGAAUUAACCUCGGAAGCUGUGACAGCCGCCGAAACCACAGAGGCCUCUGGUGCGGAAGAAACCACCGACAUGGUUUCCGCUGUCUCUCAGUUAACCGACUCUCCAGACACCACCGAGGAGGCGACACCAGUGCAAGAGGUGGAGGGCGGCGUGCCUGACGCAGAGGACCAGGCGAGAAGGACCCAAGAGGUGCUGCAGGCCGUUGCAGAAAAAGUUAGAGAAGAGUCACAGCUGCCAGAUGACGCCAUCCAGAAAGGACAAGCAAAAAUCCUGGAGAAAGUGGAAGAGGCCGAGGAGGGUUCUCAGGCCCUAAAUCUGAAGGAAAUGAUGGACGUAGCAUCCAAAGUGCUUGUCCAAGGUACUGAAACUGAGACUUUGACACAGGAGAAGGUGGUUGGAGAGGCCACCGUGGAAAGCUUGGGAGAAGUUCCUCCAGGCACAGACAGUGCAGAGGCCGGGGAGCUGGCAAGCACUUGUCUGGCUGAAACCGGGACUGGGGUAGAACCAGAGACUGCCCCAGAGCAGGCUGUUGCUCCUGACUCAGCUGAAACCCUCACGGACAGUGAGACCAAUGGAAGCACCCCAGUAGCAGAUCUUGACACUUCAAAUCUAAGCCAGCCAGACAAGAUCAUGGAUGUCCGUGAAGAUGGUGAGGUUCCAGCUAGCACUCAGUCCCAGGUCCCCGAAGGCGAGGUGCCUCCUGCACUGAAAGAGCUGCCUGCAGCAUCUUCUGAUUUUCAGUCGCAGGAGCAAAGGUCUUCAAAGAUGGCAGAGGGUCUAGAACACACGGAUGAAGAGGAGGGAACAGUGGAGACUGUAGCCAUCCUUUCAAAGACUGAGGUCAUUCAAGAGACUGGCCAGUGCUCUGACGAGGAAGCCAAAGAAGAACCAUCCAUGGAAGGACUUGCCGUGUCUGCCGACACAGAAAUAACUGAGAAAAAGAUAACUGAAGUUGUCCUUGAGGAGGAUGUUACUAAGAAAGUUGAAUUUCAAGAGAAUGAAAAUAUAGAACUCCAGAGUCCUGCUAAGUUUCUUCCAACCCCAGCAGAGAGAGAGAUGGCAGUUGAAGGGAAAAGGGAGACUGUGGAAGUGGAGGCAACUGAAGGGAAUGAAGAGAAACGUGAGCACGAACCAGCUGUGGCCGUAUGUGAAGAGCUCAGUAAGCAACUGGUUCAGACAGUGAACGUCACCAUCAUCGACGGGGAAAAGGAAGUCGUCAGUUUUGAAGGAAGUUCUCCCCUGCUGGCUUCCGAGGAAGAGGCAUGCACGGGAAUCUCAGUUCAAAGCUCUGAGGCAGCAUUAACUCUGAUAGCUGCAGCCGUGGAGGAGAAGGUCUUAGGAGAAGCUAUCAAGAUUGUAGAAACAACCGAGGCUUUGAAAUCUGCAGAAGCUCAUCUAGUACUGGAAGAAGAGUCCUCAGAAAAAGAUGAAGAGUUUCCUGCCCAGCCUGGGGAAGAAGAUGUGGCAUCCAUAGGGACUGAGUCUCAAGCAGAAUCAAUACCGACGAUAGUAUCUAUUACGCCUGGAAAAGGCAUCAGCGCUGACCUGGAAGGAGACGAAACCGUGUCACAGAAACGGGAGUUGGGUGGAGACGGCAAGCAGGCUGGUGGUCAGGAAGGCAGAGAGAGCAACGCAGGAGAGGAAGACGGCAAGGCGGAAAGUGAGAUUUUGAAACUUGAGAAGGAGAGCUGCAGACUUGUACAGAGCGUGAUUCAGACAGCCGUUGACCGUUUGGGGAGUACUGAAGAAAUGGCCACCGAUGUCCAGACCCAGGCUGAACUGGCAGAAGUCGACAGCCAGGAAGCUGGGCAGAAAACGGAGAAAGAAGAAAGUGAACCUCAGGCCUGCCCGGUGGACGAAACACAAGCCGUAGAAGCCAAAGAUGAGUCCCCACUAAGCACUGGGGAACACGCGCAUCUCAGCGUUUGCAAAGAUGCGAUUGAAGCUUCAAAGAAGGUGGCGGCCACUAGCAUAGAAGGUUCCAGGGUAGAAGACCAGCGGCUUGAAGAGGUAGCUCUCCCUUCCCAGAAAAAGAGAGAAAUCCCUGAAACAGAGUCUGUGCUGAAAGAUGACGGCAAUGCCGGGUUUGGAGAAAGAAAGAAGUCACCAUUUGAAUCCCGAGAAGAUGAAAAAGGUGAUGCUGCCGGUGACCCUGGAAACCAAACCUCAACCCCAGAGGAUGCUGAGGCCUCGGGAGGCUCGACCAAAGAGUCCCUAGAUACAAAUGGACCCAAACUAAAAGAGAAGGGAGACAGCCAGGAGGAAAAAGUGCAGAGCGAGUCAGAAAAAGAGAUGAAAAUACAAACACAGGAGGAGACACAGAACCAAGAGAGAGAUCUGGCGAAACCCAAGCCCACGGAAUCCUAAAACAUCACUUACAAUUGUGUACUUGCAAGACCAGAAUGUGAAGACAAGUAGGGGAAGAAAUGGAAUGCUGCUGACGAGACCUUUGGAAACAGAAGAACAAACAUGUCAACUGCUCAUUUCCCGAGAAUCCCUGACAAUCCUGAGGCUUCAUCGGGAGCUAUAGCCAGAUAACACUUCCUCUCGUCAAGACCACACUGACAUUUUCCCUCGGUACCAUAUACUGUUUCUGAUUCAAGGUCCUCAGUUCUUAGCCCGGAACUGGAUUUGGCAAUUCUUGGUUCUGCUUCUCAAACUGGAGUAUCAUUCUUUAUGUAUUUAUAUGUAUGAUUCAAGUAACCCUCCUUCUGUAUCUAUUGUAUAGUUUUUUUUUUUCUUAACAUCUAAGGAAAUGUACAGCGUAGUGCAAUUCCUUUUGUAUCUAUCCCUUAUUAUACGACGGGGCAUGCGGCCACGGUGAAGUCUCGGGAAGCUUUCUGCUGCCUCAGUUACAGCCUUUGAAAACAGCUCUCUAGAAAUAACAUUCCUGAUCAGAAGCUCCACCUCUUUUAAAAUUCACUAAGGAUUAGGUUCCAUGUUCAGUAUCACUCUGAAAUAGGUCACUUUCCUAUUAUGCAUAGUAUGCUAAAAAUAAAAGGUGUUUUUCUUUUUUUUUUAUUUUUGCGGGGGUUUUGGGGGAGACAUACAGAAUGUCCCAUUGUUACUGGGAAAUUUUUCUUCCUAGCCCCUGGGUGGAGGUUGGAAGGAAGUUUUUUUCAGGAGCAGAUUAAGUCGGAGUCUUUUCUCCUAAUUGUUACGGUUGUUUGGACGGAUGCGUGUACUUUCAUUUUGAGGCAAAGUAGUGAAAUGUUUUCAUAUUAGCAAGAAAAGAAUUGACUGCUUUUGAGUCGACCUUACAUGCUGGACCCCCAUUCACACACAGCACGAAAUAAGUCAGAGUCUUUACAAAUGGUAUUUUGAUAGAUGCUGGAUUGUUAUCUGUGCCAUAUUUGUGCCCACUCUUUUAAGAACAAUGUAGCAUUAUGUUCGUUUGGAUAAAUUGUGAUUUAACAACUGAUUUCAAUAAAACAUUUGCUUCACUUAGAUUUGCUGGAUUUCUUAGAUAAUAGGAAGCCUGAGCCCUAUGUUUACUGCAUCCGAAAAGCAGAGAAGCUAGAACUUUCUAUUGUCACUACAGGGUCACUGCUUUACGUCGGUUUAAGUUUCAGAUUAGGAGAAGUCAAGUCAAGGGCAGAGAGGCCUCCGCUGAAAUAAACCAGGAGCUUUUCAGAUUGAAGGUACUGAAACAAUGCUACCAUCUGGUGGUGCUUCCUGAAAAAGUUAGUUUUCUUUGUUAAUACGUGUUAAUGACAAAUGUCUCUAGAAAGACAUUUUAAGUCUUAGCAGUAAGAAUGCCUUUCCUAACAGGAAUCUUGGAAAAAAUUCUUUAAGUGUCAAAAUGAUUUCUAGUUCUUGCUAAUAUACAAAAGAUUCUGUCAGACAAUUGCUACACACACAGGACCAUCCCCUAUCUACUGGAGAGUUUCUACUUUUUCAUGGGUAGAGAACCGGUCUGGUGUAUACACUUCUUAAAUUUUACGUAAACUCAGUACUCCAGUUUGAGAACUUAAAUUUCAACUGCCGAUUAAAUUAUUUUAAAGCAUAACACUCAAGCAAAACUAGAAUAGUCCUUUUUUUUUUUUUUUAGCCAAAAGACAGUUGGCUGUUAAAACUGGAAAGUAGUUUCUCAUAAACCAACAAAUCUGAUUACCAAAAAAAAAAAAAAAUUGGCCAUAUUAGAAAUAACCCCUCAUGCUAAGAGCAUAUGGCCUUGCAGUUGGAGAACAUUUAAUAUCCUUUUAGGAGUUAUUUGCACAUUUAAUAGCCACUUGUGCUUAAUUACUAAACUUUAAAAUCUCCAAAUUGAAAAACACCCUCUGAUCUGAAGAUCUUUCUUUUGCCAGCUUG
Messenger RNA from Budorcas taxicolor (takin), 7143 nucleotides. It is a transcript of the gene AKAP12, whose product is annotated as A-kinase anchoring protein 12. NCBI's taxonomy places the organism in Eukaryota, Metazoa, Chordata, Mammalia, Artiodactyla, Bovidae. The record is from RefSeq and is a predicted model, not a curated record. The transcript has 4 exons. Gene Ontology annotation, molecular function: calmodulin binding; protein kinase A binding. The coding region runs from base 1 to 5199 and encodes 1732 amino acids. Gene Ontology annotation, cellular component: cytoplasm. Gene Ontology annotation, biological process: regulation of protein kinase C signaling; signal transduction.